CAAACACAACGGGGGCCUUUCUUUCCUGCUGUGAUCCAAGUUCACACUUCACAGCGAAUCGCAGGCUGCGACUGCAUGCGGGUUAUGUCAAUCAUAAUUGCGAUAUGCAAACAAAAGACCACAUGCACAUCAUGUCCUUAGUGUGCAUUGAGUAGAACGACUGAACUAAACACUGAAUAUUUUGAAAUUUCACGGCAAGGAUAACGGCAACAAAGAAGGUGAGCUGAAUUCCAUCGUUUUCAAAGAUUGAUAAUGGAAUUGAACGAAUCUUUAUCGAGCAAGGAAAAAGAGGACGGAAGCAAUCUGAUUCCAAGCAAAAAUAGCGAGCUGUCUGAGAAACCAGGCCUUGAGGACGGUGCUGUAGAAGAGGGGGACGAUUUUGAGCGGGAAAAAUGGUCCAAAAAAGUCGAAUUCUUCCUAUCGGCCAUUGGCUAUGCUGUCGGUUUGGGAAACGUCUGGCGCUUUCCUUACCUGGCUUUCAAGCAUGGUGGUGGUGCAUUUCUCAUUCCAUACAUCCUAAUGUUGAUCAUCUGUGGUAUGCCUCUGUUUUUCAUGGAGCUUGCCUUAGGACAGCAUGUCAGUUUAGGGCCAGUGAGCUCUUGGGCAGCGAUCUGCCCUAUCGCAAAAGGCAUCGGCUAUUCCAUGAUGGUCGUUUCGUUCUUGUGCACCAUUUAUUACAACGUCAUUAUUGCCUGGUGUCUCUACUACCUUGCCAUGUCGUUCCGCUCUGAGGUCCCCUGGCGAUAUUGUGGUAAUUGGUGGAACACUGACAAUUGCGCUGAAAAAGGAGGACUGAAAUAUGGUCUCCACAUAGAACCAUCCGCAGACGUACCGAACGUAAACGUGUCAUCGUACAAUUCAUCAGACUGUGUAAACAAUACCAUCGAUUACUUUAUCAACGGAACGAGCGUACUUUUGAACUGCAGUCGACCGAAGAAGGAGCUCGCAUCGCCGAGUAGCGAAUUCUGGAAUAACCAUGUUCUACGUUUGACGGAUGGUAUUGACGAGGUCGGAGAGCUCCGGUGGCAGCUCGUGAUUGCUCUAAUCCUCGCGUGGAUUUUGGUGUACUUCUGCCUAUGGAAAGGCAUCAAAUCUUCAGGAAAAGUCGUGUAUUUCACAGCGACUUUCCCCUACAUGAUCUUGGUGGUGUUAUUUUUCCGCGGUAUCACGCUCUCUGGAGCUUCCAAAGGUGUCUUGUAUUACAUCAAACCUGAUUUUAGCAAGCUGGGCGAUGCUGACGUAUGGGUGGCCGCGGCUACGCAAAUCUUUUAUUCGUUGGGCAUUGGAUUUGGUUCUUUGGUCACGUAUGGGAGUUUCAACAAAUACAACAAUGAUUGCGUAAGGGACGCUGUUAUUGUAACAAUCAUCAACUGUAGCACGAGUAUUUUCGCAGGAUUCGUGAUUUUUAGCGUUCUUGGACACAUGGCAGAUAUUCUACAAAAAGAUGUUUCCGAAGUCGCGCAGUCGGGACCUGGGCUCGCCUUCGUAGUCUACCCAGAAGCCAUUGCGCAGAUGCCAGUCUCACCCCUCUGGGCCAUCUUAUUCUUUUUCAUGUUACUCACGCUUGGUCUGGACACGCAGUUCGCCAUGUUGGAGGCAGUCGUCACGGGACUGGUCGACGAAUAUGGCAAAAAAUUACGCAAAAGAAAAGAGUUGGUUAUUUUGGCACUUUGCGUUGUUGCUUUCUUCUUCGGUCUGACUAAUAUUACCGAGGGUGGAGCGUACGUCUUGAACCUAUUCAACAUUCAAUCAGGAGGGAUCUCUCUGUUGUUUCUGGCAUUCUUUGAAGUGAUUACAAUAUCGUGGGGUUAUGGAACUGACCGGUUUGUCGCCGAUAUUGAACGUAUGGUUGGUAGGAGGAUCUUGCCUUGGUGGGCGUUUGCUUGGAAAUAUUUCUCCCCUGCAGUCAUAUUGGGAGUGUUCAUAUUCAGUUUGUAUUCAUGGAAGGGAGUUACCUAUGGGACAUACCAAUACCCGCCAGAGGCAGAAUUCUUUGGUUGGCUGCUAGCCCUGGCUUCAAUGCUCUGGAUACCAGGGAUGGCGAUAUACAUGGUGCGCGAGGCACCAGGCUCCUCAUUUUCGGAGAGGCUGCGCAUGGCGUUCACCCCGAAUCAAGAAAUCGCAAAACAAAUUGAAAUGCGAGAAGGCUACCCCGCGAAUGGUGGGGAAAUGGUCAUUGUAUAAAGUUAGGUCUUGGUGGUAGAUAGAAUAAUCAUGUUUAAAAAUGAAAUAUGAAUAUGUUCUAAUAUCAUAGUCAUGUAAUUGUAGCGUUUUAAAUAUUUUAAGGUUCAAUUUUUGAGACGCAUGACCUAAGUAUAUUCAUCGGAUGUUCAACACUGGACUGUUCAGUUGAGUUAAAUCAAUUAAAUUUUACUUUGCCGAUUCUUAUAUAUGUAUAUUACCUAAGCAAAUGACGUAUUUUCCACCAAGACCAUUUUCGAACGCUGCCUCAAAUGGCUAUUUGACUCGGAAUAAAAUUCGAUGAAGUAAUAUGAUAGAUAUUAAGAACGGUUUUUAAGGUCAUAAAACCCUUUUGAAUCAACUGGAAUAUAGCUAAUAGUAAUAUUUGGUAAUUUUAUUUCGACCAUUCAAUCUGUUCUUUACUUGAAUAUAUUUAUAGAAGGCUUGUAUAUGGUCAAUAUAUCAUCAUCUAGAACAAUUAAUGUAAAUUUUAAAACGACUAAAAUGAUUCUGAAUUCAACUAUCUUUAAAUUGUAUUAAAAUAUAUUAAAACAAAGCUUCUCGAUUUGUUCUGAAGACAUUGCAACGCAAGUCUUCGAAUAUCGCUUCAUGCCCAGCAGAAGCCAGUAGUUCAAGUGAGUGUUCAGAUGUAAUCUACGAGAGUACGAGGUGCAUGCUUGUUGCCUCGGGAUUAUACGUGUUAUACACAUUGAAAUACAAUCUUAAUUCUUGUACUUAACCUAUUUUAAAAUGCAUUGCUAACUCUUGUAGUUUACUUUGAUUUCACUUCAUUAGAAAUACAAAACAAUCGCCGCAUAUAACUUAUGGAAAGAUAGUGU
Molecule: messenger RNA, 3020 nt
Organism: Dendronephthya gigantea
Lineage: Eukaryota; Metazoa; Cnidaria; Anthozoa; Malacalcyonacea; Nephtheidae
Product: sodium- and chloride-dependent GABA transporter 1-like
Exons: 7
Coding region: 253-2184 (643 amino acids)
Biological process (GO): sodium ion transmembrane transport
Cellular component (GO): membrane
Source: RefSeq, a predicted model, not a curated record